GCAACGUACAGCUAGUACCGGCAAUAAACAGCAUGUAAGAGCAAUUACUAACAAUACCAGUACAAAAAUUAUCAGUAAUAACUGUUAAGUCUUGGUAAGAAAUGGCAAGUAAUUGCAAUUACUGGCAUAUACCAACAAGUGCCUAAUAGAACUUGCCACGAACCAUCAGAUUACUUCAAAAUGAUGCCCCGAACCUGCCAAUUACUGAAAAGUUUUAGUCAUUACCAGCAAAUUUUCUGAUAUCAUGGAGGAUGAUGCCAAAAACUUAUGAACACUCAAGCAGGUGUUAUUAUUUGUUCGUUGGUCUUGGCUUCUUUAUAACUUUGUCUCGAUUGCAGACGAUGAAUCGUAGGGUUUUCGUUUAGGUGUUAUAGAGAUCAUCCAACUGUCGUCAAAUAAGGCGAAUAUAGCAGAUGCAUACUAAUGGUUGAUAUUACAAAAAAAAAUUUAAAUUCACGAUUGCUAUCAUGAUUUAGGUGGGGUAGCUGUGAUAACUGAGGCGUUACCUAGGGUGUGGAAUUUGUCAUGGGUUCAGUUCUGUCCAAAUGGCAGGCUUUAUGCAGUUCAUGACCUAGUGGUUUGGGGCUGAAUAAACACUUCGAGAUCCCUUUGCCUUAAGCGUAUGUGAAUAACAUGUGAUAUAAGAAAUUUUACAUUAAAUUAGGAUAAUAAUGAUUACUGCACUGUGCUUGUUUUCAAAUACAUAAAUAUUUGCAGAAUGUAAAUUGACUUUUGCUUUUAUGACUAUUAGAAAUGAAACCAAACCUAGACCAACAAAACCUAAACAUACAGGAAAAUAGAACAUAUGUAUAUCUAGGAAGUAACUGGCAUAUCAGCAGUCCCAAAUAACUUGGAAGAAAGGCAAAACUGAAAACAACAGUCACAAAAAGCCACACUUUAAGAAAAUAUACUUUUAAGUUAAAAAAUAAUAUCUUAAUAUAAUAAAUUUGUUAAAAAUAACACCUGUAUUAAAUCUACAAAACAAACGUCAUAUAAAGAUACAGCAAUGAGAAGCAGACUAUAUACACACGGAAAACAAAAUAAGAAGAAAAAGUGACAGAAAAAACAAACGUGAAAGUUACUUUCUUGUGACUACAUUAAGUCCAUAUUAAAUCAGAAGCUAUACCGCGUACAAAAAGUUACAAAGAUGUCGGAGUUCGUGACGGUGGACAUCCCCCAGGGCAGACUGCGGGGCAAGAGAGUCACCUCCGAUGCCACUGGAGUCAGCUACUACAGCUUCCAGGGCAUUCCUUAUGCCAAGCCUCCAGUGGGACCGCUCAGGUUCAAGCCUCCCGAGGACCCAGAGCCCUGGACCGGAACCAGAGAUGCCCUGGCAGAAGGGCCUAUCUGCGUGCAGGGCGACAUGUUCUCCGGCGAGUUGGUAGGGGACGAGGACUGCCUGUUCUUAAACGUGUACACGCCACAGUUGGCUACGAGGUCGCCCAAGCCGGUGAUGGUGUGGAUCCAUGGCGGGAAGUUCAGUAUGGGUUCGGGAAACACGAAUCUUUUCGGUCCGGACUUCCUGGUGGCUGAAGAAGUCGUCCUCGUCACAAUCAACUACCGUCUUGGAGCUUUAGGUUUCCUGUACCUGGAGGGCUGUGACGUCACCGGGAACAACGGGCUGAGGGACCAGGUGAUGGCCUUGAAGUGGGUGAGGGACAACAUCGCCCAGUUCGGGGGAGACCCCGGCAAUGUGACCAUCUUCGGGGAGAGUGCAGGAGGCGCUAGUGUGCACUACCUGACACUGUCACCGCUAGCCUCUGGACUGUUCCACCGGGCCAUCGCGCAGAGCGGCUCCGUGUUCAUCGGCGGCUGCAACGUGCCGGUGGGAGCGGCCAAUCAGAGAGCCCGCCGCCUCGCCAGGGCGCUGGGCUGCCGCUCCGAGGACCCGCGGCAGGUAGCGGCCUGCCUGCGCUCCGUGCCGGCCGAGCAGCUCGUGGCGGACAAGGCCAAGGCUCGAGACAACCAGGAGCUGCACGGAGCGAUACUCGACCAGUUCUUCCCCAGCCACGAGACUGGUCCAGAGGCCUUCCUGCCAGACUCCCCCAGACGGCUGCUGGAGAGCGGUCUCUUCAGCAAGGUGCCCUUCAUCACAGGAGUCACUUCGGCCGAGGGGAAGGUCAAGUUGUUCGAUUCAUCUUAUCGUUUGAAGUUCCCUGAAAUAGACCAGAACUUCACGUCAGUGCUGCCAAUGGAACUGUCUGACAAUCUCGAUGUAGAAACAUGCAACGAAAUAGCUAAUGUUGUCAAGAAAUUCUACUUCGGCGAGAAGCACUUGUGUGAAGAUACAGUUGCCGAGUUUAUUGAGACGCAGGUUCCAAGUAAGGCCUCGACGCUGAAGGAAGGUGGGGAGCGUGGCUAUUGCGCAGAUGCAGUCGGACGUGGAGUUCGUGUUCGCGGCCCACGAGACGCUGCAGCUGCACGCCAGGUGGUCGCAGCUGCCCGUCUUCGCCUACCUGUUCGACCACGAGCCCGCGCCUGGGUCCGGCUUCCUGCACACUGUCGUCGAGGACGUCCCAGGGGUGCCUCACGCCGGGGAACUGCCCUUCUUGUUCCGAGGCUCGGAGUACCGCGACUUCCCGCCAGGGGCGCCCGACGCGGCGACGAGGGGAAGCAUGGUCAAGCUGUGGACGCAGUUCGCCAAGACAGGGAAUCCUUCAAGCGACGCGGUCCAAGUUACUUGGAUUCCAGCCACAAAAGAAAAGCUCAGCUACUUGAAGAUAAACGGAGGUUUCAAAAUGGAGACCGACAUGUUCAAGCGAAGAACGCAGUUCUGGGAAAAAUUAUAUGAAAAAUAUUUGCCUCGCAAAAAUUAGCAACAAUAAAAUAAAUAAAAUGUCA
Molecule: messenger RNA, 2841 nt
Organism: Bacillus rossius redtenbacheri
Lineage: Eukaryota; Metazoa; Arthropoda; Insecta; Phasmatodea; Bacillidae
Product: fatty acyl-CoA hydrolase precursor, medium chain-like
Exons: 11
Coding region: 1148-2791 (547 amino acids)
Source: RefSeq, a predicted model, not a curated record